CAGCCCAGGGUGGUGGUGGGGACGGUCCGGAAAGCGGAAGCCUUGGUUCUCACGCUGUCUGUCCGCCCGUCGCUCUCCCCAGACUCGGUGGAGUGGGAGGGGCGCAGCCUCCUGAAGGCGCUCGUCCGGCAGGCCGCGCUGCGGGGGGAGCGGGUCCACGUCCUGGGCUGUGAAGUGAGCGAGGAGGAGUUUCGGGAAGGCUUUGAUCCCGGUACCAACAGCCGGCUGGUUUACCAUGACCUCUUCAGAGACCCUCUCAACUGGUCAAACACUGGAGAAGCCCUUCCUGGGGGGCCCCUGGGAGUCUUGAGAGCAAUGUGCAGGAGAACAGGUCCUGGUCCUGUCACCAUUGCUCUUGAUUCUCUUAGCUGGCUGCUGCUUCACCUGCCCUGCACCACACUCUGCCAAACCCUGCAUGCUCUGAGCCGUCAGGACUCCUGCCCUGAUAACAGCUCCCCAGUGGAACAUGUGCGUGUGCUGGGCCUGCUACAUGAAGAGCUUCAUGGCCCAGGCCCUGUGGAAGCAUUGAGCACCCUUGCUCAGAUUGAAGUGACCUUGAGUGGUACAGGGGACCAGGCCUCAGCUCACAUUCUCUAUCGGAGGCCCCAACAUCGUCCAACACAUAAGAUUCAAUGGUUCACCAUCCUGCCUGACUUCAGCCUGGAUCUACAAGGGGGGUCUCCCCCAAAGUCCCAGCCCCACCCAGAUCCUCACACACACCCGGUGGAUCCCACUACUCACUUGACCUUUAACCUUCACCUGUCCAAGAAAGAGAAGGAAGCCAAAGAUAGCCUGACCCUGCCCUUCCAGUUCAGCUCAGAAAAACAGCAGGCUCUACUGUGCCGUGGUUUAGGCCAAGCUACCAGCCAUAUCUUCUAUGAGCCAGACGCUUAUGAUGACCUGGACCAAGAGGACCCAGAUGAUGACCUCGAUAUUUGACUAGACUGAAUUGGAGGGGGUGCGGAGACCUUGGGCCUGUACCCAUUGUUCCAGUUGGCCUUACCUUGUUUCUGCCCCAUCUUUGUUUCCUGUGUCUGGAGACCCUACCCUGUGACCCAUGAGCCAGGGAGCAGUGUCCAGUCAGGACAAAAAGUGGGAUGGGCCCUGGCCGGUUUGGCUCAGUGGACAGAGCAUCAGCCUGCGGACUGAAGGGUCCUGGGUUCGGUUCUGGUC
This is a messenger RNA of Myotis brandtii (Brandt's bat), 1173 nucleotides long. It is a transcript of the gene ELP5, whose product is annotated as elongator acetyltransferase complex subunit 5. NCBI's taxonomy places the organism in Eukaryota, Metazoa, Chordata, Mammalia, Chiroptera, Vespertilionidae. The record is from RefSeq and is a predicted model, not a curated record. The transcript has 7 exons. Gene Ontology annotation, biological process: tRNA wobble uridine modification. Gene Ontology annotation, molecular function: tRNA binding. The annotation marks the transcript as partial. Gene Ontology annotation, cellular component: elongator holoenzyme complex; cytosol; nucleus.